Ceratotherium simum simum (southern white rhinoceros) is the source of this 2592-nucleotide messenger RNA. It is a transcript of the gene PWWP2B, whose product is annotated as PWWP domain containing 2B. The record is from RefSeq and is a predicted model, not a curated record. Gene Ontology annotation, cellular component: nucleoplasm; nucleus. NCBI's taxonomy places the organism in Eukaryota, Metazoa, Chordata, Mammalia, Perissodactyla, Rhinocerotidae.
GGGCGGCGAGCGGCGAGCAGGAGCAGGAGCGGGGCGGGCGCGGGCCGGCAUGGCUGAGGGCUGCGCCCCGCAACCUUGAGAGCGGCCGCGCCGAGGCCGGACGGGACGCGGGAGCAUGGAGCCGCGGGCUGGCUGCCGGCUGCCCGUGCGGGUGGAGCAGGUCGUCAACGGCGCGCUGCUGGUCACCGUGAGCUGCGGCGAGCGCAGCUUCGCCGGGAUCCUGCUGGACUGCACGAAAAAGUCCGGCCUCUUCGGCCUGCCCCCGCCGGCUCCACUGCCCCAGGCCGAGGACCCGCCUGUCAACGGCUGCCACGGCCCAGGCCCCACGGAGGGGGACGCAGAGGCGAUGCAGCUGGGGACGGGUCCCCCGCCGCCUCCCUGCAGGGACCAGCCCCCUGAGACCGCCGGCCCCGAGCCGCCCCCACCCCUCGUGCCACUGCUGCCUGCUGGAAGCCUGCCCCCGUUCUCACCGUAUUUUGAGGGCGCCCCCUUCCCUCCCCCGCUCUGGCUGAGAAACACCUACCGGCAGUGGGUGCCGCAGCCGCCGCCCCGGACCAUCAAGAGGACGCGGAGGCGCCUGUCCCGAAACCGUGACCCAGGCCGGCUGGCCCUGAGCCCCAUCCGCCUGCGGCCGCGCCAGGUGCUCUGUGAGAAGUGCAAGAGCACCCUGAGCCCCCCGGAGCCCAGCCCCGGCCCCCAGGCUGCCCCCAAGGCACGCAGGGGCCAGGGCAGCGACCCCGGCCCCGACAGGGAGCCCCGCAAGCCCGAGGACCCCAACGGUGGAGGCGACACGGUGGCUGCGGCCACCUCGAGGAGGAGCAAGAGGGAGAGGCGGGAGGAGGACAAGGCCCAGGUCCCGCGGAGCCCGGUCAUCAAGAUCUCCUACAGCACACCACAGGGCAAGGGUGAGGUGGUGGAGAUCCCCUCCCGCGUGCACGGCUCCCUGGAGCCCUUCUGCCCGCCACAGGCCCUGCAUGGUGGAGGCCAGGACCCUGAGCCACCGCGGGACAGACCGCCCGGCGGGCCCUCCACCUCUAUCCCCAAACUGAAGCUGACAAGGCCCGGGCCCCCCGGCGCCGACCUGCCGCCCCCCAAGAUCCGCCUGAAGCCCCACCGGCUGGGGGCCGGCGAGCAGGAGCCCGUCUACAGGGCCGAGCUGGUGGAGGAGCUCAACGGCCACAGGGGAGGCCCCCGGGACAGCUCGCCCGCGCUCCUGGCUGACAGCCCUGCCCGCGGGGGGCUGGCAGACUUGUCUUCCGGAAGUUCCGGCGAGGAUGAAGACUUCAAGAGGGGUCCCCAGGGUAAACACGGGCGAGACAGCCUGGCUUUUCUCGCCACCUGCCCUAGGAGAACAGACUGUGCCAGUGAGUCAGUGUGGAGCAGUGACAGCCUGGACGAGGCCAAAUCGUCCAGCUCAGAGGUCCCAUCGCCAGACACGUGUGACCUGUCAUCCGGCGAUGGUGUGUCUGUGCCGUCCUCGUCCAAGGAUGCGCGGCAGACAGUCCCUCCCCUAACGGUCAGGCUGCACACGCAGAGCGUCUCCACGUGUGUUACCGAGGACGGAAGGACCGUGGCCGUGGGGGACAUCGUGUGGGGUAAGAUUCACGGUUUUCCUUGGUGGCCAGCCCGUGUCCUUGACAUCAGUCUUAGCCAGAAGGAGGACGGGGAGCCCUCUUGGCAAGAAGCGAAAGUCUCAUGGUUUGGUUCUCCAACUACAUCAUUCUUGUCUAUUUCAAAACUCUCCCCUUUCUCUGAAUUUUUCAAACUGAGAUUUAACCGUAAGAAGAAAGGGAUGUAUCGGAAAGCUAUAACAGAGGCUGCAAAUGCCGCGCGACACGUGGCCCCGGAAAUAAGGGAGCUCUUAACCCAGUUUGAAACGUAAGGCGUGUUCCCCACCAGGUCACCAAAGAUGAGGUCACGGCUGUUCUCCUGGAGCUUCCAACUUUGGGGUGUCCUCCAUGCCCCCUGUUCCGUCCGAAGGACCCUGAGUGACUGCGGUGGUCAGCCUGGUUCGAGGCCCCCCUGGAGAGGAACAGGUGUAUCCGGCCAUGAGGACAGAACCCCCAGGAGCACAGCAGUUCCUCUCAGCUGAAUGUAUUUAUUCCGUGACUCAGAAUUUAGCUUUUCUGGUUUGUGAAGUACCAGGAGCCCAGCAACACGCAUGCUGCUGCUGCCUUGCGUGCUGGGGGCGGAGGCGGCUGGCCUGGGGCCGGGGCACCAUUGGGGAGCGUCUGGUGUCCUGGGAACAGCCGGUGCUUGGUGUCAGCUCAGGGCCACCCUGCAGGCUUCAGAGAAACCAAAUUGCACGAGUGGGGCUCUUCCUUCCAAGCCCUGGGGCGGGGGUCUCUGUGCACUUGAGAUGGGGAACCCACCCUCACCUCCCCCCACGUUCAUCCCAGAGCUAACGUCCCCCGGAUGCCCAGCACCUGGCCUUAAGGCCACCUUUCCCUGAGCUGCUAGGAGUUACCUGUACCAUGUGGACGUGAUGGGGGACCCUCACUUUGAAAACAGACUUAAACAUUAAAGGAAAAAACCCUUGCUCUGUGGUUUGUAAGACUGUGUUCCUUUUCCCUUUUUGUUGCUUCAAAGACC